AUUACGGGUGUUGCGUAAACCUACAAAAUAUAUAUAAUAAGCUUUUCCUUAGACUAAAACUCUCGCAACCGAAUCCCCAAUCCAACAGGUUUUCUUUCACAAUUUUCAAUUGCACAUACUCUGCUCGUAGUUCCUAUGCUUAGAGAGAUUUUCCUCAAACUAACUAGAUGCAGUGCUUGAUAAGUGCUUGUGGAAAACGCUGAUCAAAAAAUUAAAUCAUACAAAAUUAAUUCUCAAUCGUGAUAGUUUUCCAAAAAAUAACAAAAUACAAAGUAAUUUAAAAUGAAAAUGAUUCCGGCAAAUGUGGAGGAACAAUAUCGGAGGUUCCCCGACAUGGAUAAACAAGAUGUCCUCAAAUUGAAGCAAUGGGUUCAACAACAGCCGCAUAUGCCGAAUUUCAAUGAAUUAGAAGUGAUCCUUUUCUUUCAUGCCUGUCAUUAUAGCAUGGAAUUGACGAAACGUACAAUUGAAACAAAUCUUUCCAUUCGAACGCAUUGUCCUGAGUUUUUCCAAAAUUUAGAUAUCGAACGGUCCGAAUUGAAGAGGGCAAUGAACACAGUUGCAAUUUUACCACUUCCAAAAUCAACGCCAGAAGGCUAUAGAGUUAUAAUUGGAAGACUAGCCGAUACGGAUACUUCGAAGUUUAAUUUUGCUGAUAUAAUGAAAUUCUACUGCAUGAUUUUCGAUUUAUGGAUCACUGAAGGUGGCAUCGAACAAGGACACAUACUUGUCAUGGACUUGAAAGGUGUUACCUUGGGUCAUGUUGCACGUUUGGGAUUGCUGACAAUGAAAAAGUUUUUGGUUUACCUUCAAGAAGCAGCAGCAAUUCGUUUAGUUGGUUUUCAUUUCAUCAAUAUCGUACCAUUUAUCGAUAAAGUCUUAGCUUUGAUGAAUCCAUUUAUGAAAAAAGAAUUACAGGCAAUGAUCCAGUUGCAUAGUAAUAUGGAGACAUUUUAUAAAUAUGUUCCCAAAGAUGUUCUACCAUCUGAUUAUGGAGGCCUAGAUGUAGAUAGUAAUGAAAUUAAAAAUGCUGUUUAUAAAAAGCAAAUUACAAAUCGAGAAUUUAUGAUGGAUCUUGAGAAGCGUCAUCAAAUAAAUGAAAAACUUCGACCCGGAAAACCAAAAGAUGCAUCUGAUUUAUUUGGCGUCGAGGGAAAUUUCAAAAAAUUGGAAUUCGAUUAAGAAAGUUAAAUGAUUGAUGUAUUUUGCUGUAAAUGAAGUUGUGUUAUGGUGCAGGCGUAUUUUUGUUUAUUUCAAUUUUUGUUUAAAUAUUGAAAGUGUCGUUUUAAAUAAAAUGUAAGAUAUUUUAAAUAAAGAACUGUUUUUGUAUGAAAAAAAGAAAGAGAAUUUCGAUU
Molecule: messenger RNA, 1355 nt
Organism: Eupeodes corollae
Lineage: Eukaryota; Metazoa; Arthropoda; Insecta; Diptera; Syrphidae
Product: alpha-tocopherol transfer protein-like
Exons: 6
Coding region: 283-1182 (299 amino acids)
Cellular component (GO): membrane
Molecular function (GO): phosphatidylinositol bisphosphate binding
Source: RefSeq, a predicted model, not a curated record